UAUAUAGUUUCGUUAAACGCAACUUUAAAGUUGCGCAUGUGAUCGAUGGUGCGAUUAAAUAUAAGGAAGCUUCCUUUCUGCGCGCAUGUUAGUCUUGCAGCCCGCCUGGACUGAGCAAGGUAGCGGUCUGGUGUGAGUCUCCGUCUGGCAUCAGCAGUGACAUCGCCGGCGCGUGGCUGCCGAAAGGCGAUCGCGCGCGGCUCGGACGCCGCCGCCGUCACUCGUGGGCAGAUUUGCGUGGGCGCUGCUGUGGAAUAACGGAGGAGCUGAACCCGGGGAGAUGCAUCCACGACACUGACUCCGGGAUCCCGGCGCUCUCACUAACGAUCUAUGGACGCUGCCGUAUUCUCCGCGCUGGUCCUCGGCUUCUUUGUCACAGGCUCAGCGUGGAAACCUGACUGAGGAGAGACACGAAAAUGGUUUUGUAGUCAGUCUUCUGCACGGCAGGUUACAACAGUUAUUGCACCAACCAGACAGACCGUGGAAUCAAUGACAUAAGGUUUCUGGUGCUUAAAUCUCCUGAGAAGCAACACAGUUUGACUGAGGAUCUUGUAUUUAUGAGGAAAGACAUUCCAUUUUCAAGCCACUGAAUGAAAGUCUUGUUUACCCCUGGCAACCGAAGAUGAUGUUACUAUGGAAACAACUACUUCUGCAAUCAAUCAUGGGCUGUCUGGCAGCCUUUUUGGAUGACAGUGAGUUCCAUGGGCCCAGAUGGCGGCUGCAGCCCAGCGACGUGACGCUUCCCGUGGACGACCCCGAGCAGGAGGCUGUGCUGCCGUGCCAGGCGGAGGGACUGCCUUCUCUCCAGUACAGGUGGUCCGUGAAUGGGACACCAGUCGAUUUCAGCACCGACGGCCGGCGCCGCCUCUCCGGGGGGAAUCUCAUUAUCGGGCAUCCGGAUCGGACCUGGGACGCUGGGACAUACCAGUGCAUAGCUACUAAUUCAGUGGGAACAAUCCUCAGCAGCAGAGCGACCUUGUGGUUUGCAUAUUUGGAGAUGUUUAAGAGUCAGACGAGAAGCGCUGUCUCUGUUCGGGAAGGACAAGGCGUCGUCCUGUUGUGUGGGCCACCUUCUCAUUCUGGGGAACUUACUUUCACAUGGGUCUUCAAUGAGUACCCAAACUUCAUCCAGCAAGACUCCCGUCGCUUUGUGUCCCAGGUGACCGGAAACCUGUACAUCGCCAAAGUGGAGCCGUCAGACGUUGGCAACUACACCUGCGUGGUGAUCAACAGUGUCACCAAAGGCAAAGUUCUCAGCUCGUCCACACCACUGGUGCUGAGAACUGAUGGAGCAAUGGGUGAAUAUGAGCCCAAAAUAGAAGUUAAUUUUCCAGAGACCGUCCCAGCUGCAAAGGGAUCAGCUGUUAUGCUGGAAUGCUUUGCCCUCGGAAAUCCAGUUCCCGAAAUCACAUGGAGGAGAGCCAAUGGUGUCCCAUUUCCGAGCAAAGUGAAGGUGCAGAAGUCGAGUGCGGUCCUGGAAAUCCCCGACUUCCAGCAGGAAGACGCAGGGGGCUAUGAGUGCGUUGCCGAAAACACCAGGGGCAAGAACGUGGCAAGGGGGCGCCUGUCUUUCCAUGCAAAGCCCCAGUGGAUCCAGACGGCGACAGACACGGCUCUGGCCAUCGGGGAGAAGCUGCUCUGGGAGUGCAAAGCCAACGGGAAGCCCAAGCCGUCCUACAGUUGGCUCAGAAAUGGAGAGACCCUCGCUACAGAGGGAGGAAGGGUCCAGGUGGAAAACGGAGCUCUAUCUAUAGCGGCAGUGAACCUUUCCGACGCCGCGAUGUAUCAAUGUGUAGCUGAGAACAAACACGGCGUCCUCUAUUCCAGUGCUGAGCUGCUGGUGCUGGCAUCACCUCCUGACUUCACUGGGAGGCCGCUGAGGACCUUGCUGAAAGCCAGGGCUGGCACUGAGGUUGUGCUGGAGUGCAGACCACAAGCGUAUCCCCAAGCGGUCACCCUGUGGAAGAAGGGCAAUGAGAUUCUGCACAGAACUGAGAGGAUUUUAUUGCUUCCUGGUGGCACGCUGAAAAUAAUCAACGUGACCAAAGCAGAUGGAGGAAGUUAUACGUGCAUGGCCAGAAACCAAUUUGGGACUGCAAGCACCACUGGGAGGCUCCUGAUCACAGAGCCCACAAGAAUCACCCAGGGACCUACGAACAUGGAGAUUAUCGUGGGUGAAAGCAUCGUGCUGCCCUGCCAGGUGACCAGUGACCCUGCCCUCGACGUCUCCUUCUCCUGGGUGUUUAACGGCCAGCUGGUUGACUUUCAGCAGGACAAGACUCACUUCGAGAGAGUAGGAGGGAUUUUUGCGGGGGAUCUGAUGAUCCGGAAUAUCCAGCUUGGUCACGCUGGGAAGUACAUCUGCAUCGUGGAUACGGAUGUGGAGAGUCUGUCAGCUGCCGCCGUUCUCAUGGUGAAAGGUCCCCCCGGGCCGCCAAGUGCAGUAACAGUGGAGGAGAUUACGGACAGCACAGCCCAGCUCUCCUGGAUGUCAGGCAGGGACAACUACAGCCCCAUCAAAGGCUAUGUCAUCCAAGGGAGGACUGCCUUCACUUUGGGAUGGCAAGCCUUGGACACAGUCCCAGAGGUCAUUUUUGGCAACACCCUGACAGCCACCGUAGUGGGCCUCAACGCCUGGGUGGAGUAUGAGUUUCGUGUGGUGUCCAGUAAUGCCGUGGGGGUGGGAGAGCCGAGCCCCCCAUCCGCCAAGACCCGAACCGAGGAUGCCGUCCCUGACACCCCCCCGACUGACAUCGGAGGUGGAGGCGGCACCCAGUCUGAGCUGGUGAUAACCUGGGAGCCUGUGCCAGAAGAACUGCAAAACGGGGACGGUUUCGGUUACAUCAUCGCGUUCCGGCCAGUGGGCGGGGCCACCUGGACGCGCGCCAUCAUAUCCACGCCAGAGGUGGCCCGCUACGUCUACAGGAAUGACAGCAUCCCACCGUUCUUCCCCUUUGACGUGAAGGUGGGGGCCUUCAACAAAAGAGGGGAGGGGCCCUUCAGUUCCAUAACCACCGUCUUCUCGGCAGAGGAAGAGCCCAGCGUGACGCCCGGGGGGGUUCUGGCCAGGAGUGUUUCCGCAUCGCAGAUUGAAGUCAGCUGGCGGCCACUUGCCUCUGCCCCCGAGAGAGUCCUCGGAUACGAGGUGACGUACUGGGAAGACGACACCAAGCCCGAUACGGUGGGGAAGGUGAGGGUGUUCGGGAACCAGAGCUCCGUUAACAUCAGUGCCCUAACUGGAAACAGUCAAUAUUUCCUGACGGUGAGCGCGUUCAACACGGCCGGGACUGGGCCGGCCUCUCCGUCUGUCAACGCCACUACAAAGAAGGCGUCCCCAGCACAGCCCCCCAUGAACGUGGAGUGGACGCUGAUUGGCGCCCAGCUCACCCUGCACUGGGACCCAGUGGUCGCUAUGGAGACAGAGUCAGAAGUCACAGGAUACCAGGUGUCAUAUCGAAGACACAGACACGGUGAAGUAAAGACCUUUAUGACAAACAAGACUACAGCAGAGCUGACCCUGCCAGCCAAUGAUGACUAUCUCAUCCAGGUCAGGGUGCUAAGCGAAGGAGGAGAAGGUGCUGCCACAGAACCCAUCCGAAUUCACAGACUGAGUAUGAGUGCUCGGGGGUCAGGAACGCAGCGCCCAGAUAACAGUCCCCCGUCUCUGGCCGUGGCCUUUGUAUUGUCCACCUUCUGCUCAUCGCUAUGGUGACUCAAACUCCGUCCAGCACAGCGCUGUCGAAGAUUUACUGGAGGAGCCCUUAUCCCUCUUCAGGGGGAUCAGUAUGGAUGCGUGACUAUCUCCUGCAGAAUCUUCUGGGAAACCUGGCAGCGAGCAUGACCGAGAGGGGUAAUCCAUACUGUAAACACGAGGCAAAGAGGGAAUUAUGAGUUUGGAUUUGUGUGCAUGCAGUUUUCCUGCUUAUCAUUGUGGGGCACAAGUGCCGUUCGACUGUGGAGCCGUCCCAGGAUAUUUGUAUACAUAUUUUCACGAGGGAGCACAUGUGUACCUGUUACUUAGUUAUUAACCCCAACAAUCCUUGAAAAAUGAUGAAAUGCCUUAAUUGCAUUUACAUACCAAAGUAGGUCAACACAUACUUGAUAAAUGUAUCAUAUUUGCUCACACUAGUAACACGCUAGUCUUAGUUUCUCCAUUUUUAAAUUACUCAUUAUAAAUGCUUUUGUGAUAUAUAUUUUUUUGUUUCAUUGAAAAAAAAGCCAGAAGCCAGUACUGUUGGAAACUGGGGGGGGGGGUGUUAUCAUGGGUCCAGCUACAUCGGGCUGCCUGCUACCGGUGAACAUGGGUGAUGGAAACAUUUUCUUAGGCUGGGGCUAUAUUACAUUUCUCUGUCAUUCCCACCUUACAAAGCUUUGCUUUCAUUGUCUCGAGUGCUCGAAUGUUUGCAUUUUUAUUGUGAAAGAGUUGUGUCAACAUAUGCACUUGUGUGUCUGUGAAGUUGUGCUCAUUGACUGAGAAAAAAAGUAAAGAAAGAGGGCUAGAUUUACGCAAUUCCACCAGUGCCUCUCUGAAAACACACGCUCCAUUACCCACAGUCAUUAAAGUCCAUGUGUCUCGUGAGACUGGCACAGCCUCUAGUGAAGGACUAUGCUCCCUAGGGUACAGUAGAUGUCAUGCUUUGCUAUUAUUAAUUUACAUAUACCCAAAAUUAUUACCUGUGCACAUUUGUAUUAUAUUCUUCAGUGGAUGGGAUGUUCGUAGAGAAACAGCUUGGUUUCACGAUCAAGCAAAGCACGUUUACAGAAAGGGCGUGUCGAGCAAGAAAGUAAGAUCCAAUCAAAGGGUUAGGCAGGUCGACCUGAAUGCAACGAUACUGGGCGCAGAGUGGUAUGGUGGGACUGCCGCACUGGACCCAGUUUGCUGAAGGGCUGGAGACCAGCGAGCAAGAUGUGGAGCAGCUGGCUUGCAGGCAGGCUUUGAGAUGACGGAGUGUGCAUCUUCUCAACCCUUAGAGCGCUUCACCUCAGCACAAGAAUAAUACAGAUUGGAAUUACUUGAAAUCCAUCUGGUGGUCUGAUAUGUGGCGUGAUUUAGGAGCUAAACGGACAUCUAAAUAAAUCACGGCUUGCUGAACGGGAUCUGAUGAGUAGAGGUGUGGAAUAAUGGUUGUCAGAUCAGCAGUAGAAGAUUAAUGGAUUGUCACUAUCAAACAGUGCUGUACCACGACUGUGCCCGGAGAUUUUUAUUUGUAUAUAAUAUUUUAUUUAUUUUUAUCUCUCUGUCAUUCUAAAGGCCGCAGGUCUGCUUGUGAAGCGUCUCGUGGUUUGUUUACAUGAAGGACACCCAAUUUGUAUAAGGAAAAAAAUUCAUUCUGUGCUGACUUGGUUGCUUGUAACUGGAGAGGAGUGAGGGAUAGGUUUGCUUCAGGGUCUUACAGAACAGCCCCCCCCCCCCACCACCACCAUCACAAGUUAUUUUAAAGGAGUGAAACAAACCAAGCGAGCCAAGCUCCCCAUCCUUUUGCAUAGACUGUGGAAGCAGAGCCUUAAGCCCAGAGACCCACUGCAUUUCCUCUGCCCUUGGUGUCACCCUCAGGUCUGUGUUCAGCCAUUAAAUUCUGCUGUAUCCAGAUAAAUAACAAAUUGAUUUUUCCAUCACAGCAUAACGGCUGUCGUAACUAAGAAUGAGCACGACUCACUGCUGUUAGUCCCAGUUCUUUUAACAUAUGAAACAUCCUGCUGGUACAUUAUUGUGAAUCAUCAAACAAGUGAUCAGAAGUUAAAAUCACCUUUGUCUAACCAUUGGAGAUGUUCAUUUAAAAGUAAGAUUGCUGACGGCUGCACAAGUGCUAUUUCGAAAUGUUUUAUUGGUAAAAAAAAAAAAUGAACUGCAUUGCUAUUGUAAUUACAUUAUUGCUAUUUAAUUGAUAAGCUUUUUAGUAAACUGUCAGUACAGAAACCUUAACAGGUUAUGGUCCUUGUCUUUGUAUUUACUUUUAUAUUUACAUAUCUAUUGAAAGGUCAAAUGUUGUACUAAAGGAAAAUAUUUCUUUUAAUUAUCAAUGUUACUUAUCAUUAUUAUUUAUUACCAUUAUUUUUUAUAAUAUACAAACAUACAUUUCUUUUACAUGCCUUGGUUCUUUAUCAUAAAAGUUGUAUUUUUCCCCCUGUCUUUCUAGGGCAGUGAUAGUACAGUAAAAUUCUUGAGGGCAGUUUACACUAAAGGACAAGUGUGACUUGAUGUUGGAGUUAGUAGGACUAUUAAAACAGAAGAAUGUAGUUUAAGCACUUUGUUAUUUUCAAUGGAAUGUGCCUGUCACUUUUUAUUGUAAUAAUGCCUGUUUUUGUAAUUUUUUUUAGUAUUCAAUAUUGUGUUUUAAUAAUGCAAUCCCUGUUAUACAUUUAUUAAGAGCGAAUUAGCUUUAUGUUUAGUCUGAUGAGCUCAUUUGAAAAGGCUUAAUUAAUCAUGUGUCAGCCCGGAAAUUUGCAUCCCCAAACAUAGACAGUUUUACCCACAAGGAAAAACAUGUGUACGUAAAAUUUGUAAAAUAUAUAUAUUUUGUACUAUCCGCAGUUCCAAAAGCCUGUCAGAUUCUUUUGAUCAGACAUGGUUUACCAACGCAAGACGUGAGUCUAUUUUUCUUUACAACAUUUGUCCUUUGCCUUUAAUACUACCACUGCGUUAAUGAAAUGGUUUUGUGAUCUCAAUGAGAUGGCUGUGUAAAACAGUACAGUUUUCAUAUUGAAAAACAGUGAGCUCAUCUUGUGUUCUGAAGCUCUGCAUGUAGGUUCUUUGGUGCAUUUGUGUAAAGUUUUAUAUUAAAAAAAAAAAAAUUAAAAA
Molecule: messenger RNA, 6799 nt
Organism: Paramormyrops kingsleyae
Lineage: Eukaryota; Metazoa; Chordata; Actinopteri; Osteoglossiformes; Mormyridae
Product: contactin-3-like
Biological process (GO): axon guidance; brain development; cell-cell adhesion
Cellular component (GO): plasma membrane; axon
Molecular function (GO): cell-cell adhesion mediator activity
Source: RefSeq, a predicted model, not a curated record